Messenger RNA from Biomphalaria glabrata, 3299 nucleotides. RefSeq lists its product as uncharacterized. The record is from RefSeq and is a predicted model, not a curated record. The coding region runs from base 144 to 1028 and encodes 294 amino acids. The transcript is spliced from 2 exons. Lineage: Eukaryota; Metazoa; Mollusca; Gastropoda; Planorbidae.
CGCAUCACAACUUUUGGUUCCGACUCCAACUAUAAAUAUGACCCCAGUGUUAAAAGGUCUGGAGACAGUGCAAGUAAACGAACGUUUAGAAAACUAUUUAUUUCUUGAGUUGAAUUGGUCUUUAAGAAACCAUCUUGUAAAACAUGAAUAGAUUCAUUAGAUUUGUAAUAGCUGUCAGCUACUUGACCACGGUGAAUGCCGAAACAUCUGACCUGGGUCCUGUUGUAGCCACUUACACACCAGCAUGCCAGUUGGUAGUUGAUUAUAACUCCUCCGAAGUCCUAAACUUAACUGUAUCAUGCAAUUAUAUAAGUAUAUAUGCUGGGUAUUUAUACAGUGUGAAGCUUGGUUUCUGUACGGAAAAUGAGUACAACAACUUAACAGUGACGGUGUGUGGUGGUAACGUCACGGACACUGAAGUCAGUCCGGCUAGGACUAAUUUCUAUGCCGCCGUGAACAAUGUAUCCCACAGCUGUCAGUCCAACAUUUACACCUGCAUUAAGUCAUCCGUCAUCCCCAUUGUAAUGAGGCAGCAGGAGCAGUUCUGUUCCCUUAUGAGCCUUAACGUCAACGGCACAACUUCUGAGCUAUGCUUGACUACAGGAGACUACAACUGUACCCAGGACGAGUUUAACCAGCUGAAGACUGCUGCAUGUAGUGUCAACAGCACAACUGUGGAUCAGAACUUCUCCAGGGCAUUACUGAACACGACCUCAAAAUGUCAGUCCAUGAUCUCCCAUUGCGCUGGAACUAGCACAGAAGCUUGGAUAGAUGUGCUUGUUCAAAAGUACUGCGACUCUUUAAAGAUCAACAGCGACGCUGGAUCAGCCGAAGAAUGCUUUAAACAAGACGGUGCCUGCACUAGUGCGGAGUUUGAUAUGCUGAAGCUUGCAGCGUGUGGCCAGGAGACGACAACGUCAACGGUCAUCAGCCCAACCUCACCUCGAAAUACUGCCACCAACAUUUCUGUGGCUUCGAUUAUUUUUGUUCUCAGCUUGUCCGCAGCCUUCUGCGGAGGAUUCUUUUAGGUGUGAUUAUUAUCGCACAUGUUAUAUAUAUAUAUAUUUAAAUUAUAUGUUUUUAGUGUGCCCAAUAGUUUAUUAUUCGGGAAAAAAUCAACUAACUUGUAUGGUUGAUUGGUUAUUAGAUCUUCAUAAAUAUGUGAUGAAACGUUAGAAGCCUUUAGGAAAAUACACUAAAUGGUUUUGUGUUCUCAGAGUGUUUGUAAGUAACAAUGUUUGUUUAUUAAAGUGUUUACUUAAUUUAAAAAAAAAUUAUCAUCAUCAUCUUUCCUUUGAGUUCCUCGUGGAACAUAAGGCCUCAGCAAAAACACUCACUCUCCACGGUCUCUUGCUAGUUUUUUGAUGGCUUCCCAGCUCUUUCCUGUCCUCUCGGCUUCAUCUAGUAUACUGCGUCGUCAAGUUCUUUUUGGUCUUCCUCAAUGUCUUGUUUCCUGGGGGUUCAUUCUAAGGCCUGUCUAGCUCUGUUGUUGGUAUCUUUUCUAAGGGUAUGACCAAUCCAUCUCCACUUCCUCUCUAAGAUCUGCACCUCUAUUUUUUUCUGUCCACUCAUCUCCCACAGUUUGGUGUUUUCUACUUUGUCAUACCAGUGUAUUUUUAGGAUAUUUCUCAGAGAUCUGUUGAUUUUUUGUCUGUAUUUUUUUUUGUUGUAGUUGCUUCAGUUGUUCUCCAUUUUUCUGAACCGUAGGACCGCCUUGAUUCUUUUUUUAGUCUUGUUAGAGACGUGGGGAGAUUUCCAGGUUGGUUUCAGGUAUGUAAAUGUCUGAUUUAUACGACGUUUAAUGUCUUCACCUGUUACACCUGUUACACCGACUACACGUCUAAGGUAUAUAAAAUUAUCUUCUUGGUCUAUGGUCUGAGAAUCCAGUUCUAUGUCUCCAGUUUUUUUUUUUGUUUUAAAGAUUUUCUCAUUCGAAUUCAUUGAAGGUGUACUCGUUUUAAUUAUAUGAUUACGAUUAUAUUUAAUGUAUAAGGAAAUCAGAAAACAGUAAUGGAAGUUACAGAUAUAUGAAAAAAUUAAGAAUCGACAUCCUAAUGUAUUGAGGAGUGCCUCAUUAAGGCAAGGAUCUAAAUUGUAGUCUUGAUAGGGUUUCCGGUGUACAGAAUACAGAACUAUUAAGCGAACCUUUUUAAUCAACCAUAGGAUACAUUUGGUGCUAUUUUUCAUCAGCACAUAAGAAGCAAAUGUCUAAGUUGGUACACGUGUAGUCCAUUAUAAUGUUUAAUUUAGUUGUGGCGUCCUUGACAUUGUUCAUUUUGUCAAUUUAGUUCAUAAUCUCUCCAGGUCUUCUCUUUUCAUUUCCUUAUUUUUUUUUUUACUAGGCUCUAUUUUAUCGACAUCAUUCACAUUUGUUUAGUUUGAGUUCGCUUCUUUCUUUUUUAGCGACAUCACAUUGGUUUAGUUUGAGUUCGCUUCUUUCUUUUUUAGCGACAUCACAUUGGUUUAGUUUGAGUUCGCUUCUUUCUUUUUUAGCGACAUCACAUUGGUUUAGUUUGAGUUCGCUUCUUUCUUUUUCUUUCCUAACGUUUUUUAUUGCUUCAAUGUUUAGAGAACAAACACAGGCUCUGAACGAGAAAAUAUAAAAAAUAAAAUACUUUAAAAAAAACAAAGCUUCUAUUAAGCAUAAGCUGUAUCAAUUCGUCUGUAUUAGUCAUGUGAUUCAAAUUGUAAUGAAUAUAGACAAAUAAUAAAAAAGCAUUUAUAUAUAUAAAAAAAAAAAAGGAACGACAUGACUUACGAACUCGAGCCGAUGUGCUAACCACUCUGCUAGCCAGGUACUUAUGACUAGAGAAGAGUAUAUAGUCUUAUAUUGUUAAUUACAAUUUAGAGCGGCGACCUAUAAAAAGGGAAUAAUUCAGCUUUUACCACCACUUCAACUUCAGUCAAGUAAAAUUUCUUUCCUUAUUUCGAGAUAUCAAAUAAAAUAAUUAAUUACCAAAAGUUAAUUAACUAAUUGGCUAUUUUUUUUUUAGAUUGAUUCUUGUGUUGUUAAAUAAAUGGAAUAAUUUUAGCUUAAUUAGAGAUUUGGGUGUUUGAGAAAUAACAUACACAAACUUUUUAUCAGUCAGACAGACAGAGUUGAUUUAAGCUUUGUAAAAUUGUUUUAAAUUCAUUUGUAAUUUUGGACGAAUUUUUUUCUUGUUUUUUUUUUCUUUAUUUACCAAGAAAUUGAGUUAGAUAAAAAUGACUUGUUACUAUUUUAAGAAACCCAACAUCUUCGAGUUUCUUCAAUGGUGGAGUUUAUGUUUUUAUUAUUGAUUAAAAUAGCGAAUGUUGUU